Messenger RNA from Symbiodinium necroappetens, 1092 nucleotides. The record is from the annotation of a GenBank genome assembly. Lineage: Eukaryota; Dinophyceae; Suessiales; Symbiodiniaceae.
AUGUCUCCUACUUUCGUUAGGAUCCAUCCCCCGGACGUCAUCGGCAAGUACGCCCCCGACUCCGUGAUCGGCGCCGUCGGCUCCGGCGUGGCGGCUGCCGCCAGCGCCGCUCCCAAGGCUGGUGGCGGCGGGCCCAUCAGGAAGGACACUGGCAGCAAGCUCGGCAACCAUGCGGCCUGGGGUCAUCUGGACGGAGCCCCCAACUGGCGUGUGGACCUCGAUGAGAACCCAGGUGUGCUCCUCAUCAACGUGAAGUCCUACUUCAAUGCCACCUGGUUCCUGCUGCUCUCGGUGCUGUAUGAAGUGUGCGCCACCAUCUUCUCUGCAAAGAACAUCAAGAUCUCCAACGACCGCUUGGGUCUGACCCGCAGUGCCAUCUUGCUGAUUCUCUUCAUUGUCAUCCAUGCGGUGGGUAACCUCCACGUCUUCAAAGGUCCGGAUGACUUCAACGGCUACGGCUACUUCUAUGUGCGCCUCUACUGGACGGGUUUUGGCCUGCCGGCCAACAUCGUGGAGGAGUACAUCCUCCUGUCGGUGCUGCUCCACGUCUUCGUGGGCCUGAAGCGAACAUGGGACAUGAAGCUCGCUUUGGUGCAGACCCAGGGCAUCAACGUCCUGAACCUGGCCAUCUCCGGCUUGAUGCUCCUGACCUUCAUGACCAUCCACCUCUUCCAGUUCCGCUUCGGCGACACCGACCAGUUCGGCCCGUACUACAUCCGACCGCCUCCGUACCUCAUCAACUUCUGGGGCAUCUCCUCCCUGAACCUCUUCUGGACCUCCGACGCCAGCGUGGAGAAGGUCGGCGUGCGCGACAUCUACGCCCUGGAGUUCCAGAUCUUCAAGAAUCCCCUCUGGUCCCUCUUCUACAUCUUCUCGGUGUUCAUCUUCAUGUACCAUGCCUGCAUCGGCUGGAAGAAGGUGACCCCGGUUCUUGGCAUUCCUCGGGGUCACAUCUGGCGGGUGGAGCUCAUCGGCUACGGCAUCAUGAUCGUCAUGGGCUUGGUCUACAUCUCCUUCCCGCUCUAUGUGAUGGCCACCAAGCCCUUUGCAGGCUACGAGACCACAAUCCAGAUCCCAGGACGGGAAGAGUGA